CCGGAAAAACACUGUGCAGGUACUCGACAACAGGACUGCAUCAUACGUCCAAACAGUUGUUUUGCAACUAAAACGAGAGUUUCUAUUGGACAAAUUCAGGUAGAUCACUCCCCGUGUCGUUACGUUUGUUUCCGUUUCAGAAAAGUUUUGCAACGGAAUCAGCCUAAUGAAUUUCUCCUCAGAUAUCCGCGGUGGGGCCGUUUGCGAUCAUUCCUUGGACGAUACCACACUAUUAAAAGUGCGAUUUGCUACAAAGGAAAUACUCUUGAAUUCAUAUUGAUUUUAUUGAAAUUGGUUUCCUGAACUGUACUAUUUCGGUUGCGGUGUUUUUAUUUUUUUUAAAUAUAUUUUUUUCUGGUUUGUGAAUCACCUGUUAUCGUGGAGGCCGUAGGACUCCAUUGAAGACAAAAGGCCUACCUUCCACUCCCUCCCCUUGGAAUUUACCUGAGGAGUAGCUGGCCUACACAAAUCAGGAACAGACAGAUUUACCUGCUCGCCAGCCACCAUGGACUACAUGGACUCUGGAAUGAGAUACACCCCCAAUAAGGGACCGGACAGGGACUGGGACCAGGAUGUGACGUUCCUCCCAGCAGCUGACAGUAAGAAGUUAGAGAAGAAGAAAGGACCAGGGAGAGUCGGGGCUGUGAUCGGCAUCGUUAUCUUCGCUGCUGUCAUCGCCCUUAUGACCGGCCUACUGGUCUGGCACUUCCACUAUCGUAAGGAUACGCGUAUCAAGAAGAUGUACAGUGGGUCGAUGAAGAUCACCAACCAGGUGUUUGAGGAUACCUAUGAAAACUCCAACAGCACCGAGUACAGAGCGCUGGCCGAACAGGUCGUCAAACAGCUGAAAACACUCUACCACAAGAUGCCCCAGCUGGCCAAGUACUAUGUUGGCUCCAACGUACAAGCCUUCAGCGAAGGCAGUGUGAUAGCCUACUACCUGUCAGAGUUUGAAGUACCACGUGGCCAGGAAGCAGCGGUGGACAAGGCCAUGUCCUCCAUGGACAAGGUAGUGGCUAAGGUGCAGAGGGGCUUCCCGAACAGCAGGCCUGGCAACGAUCUGUUGUUUGAGGAUGUCAUGAACUCUGCUCUGGACUCUAGAAUGUUCUCCGAGUCCUUCAGUGAAUACUACAGGUACUCAGAACACACCAGAGCGAAUACGAUUGUUCCAAUCAUGUCACCUGGUUUCCCCAAUACUCCGUACCCGCCCAACACCUUCAUCCAAUGGCAGCUGAGAGCCGACCCUGGUCACGUGCUCAAACUGGACUUUGAUACCUUCAACCUAGAGGAGGACUGUCAUAACGACUUUGUUAAGGUCUACGACUCCCUGGUGGCCAUCGAGAGCCACGCCAUGGAAGAGAUUUGUGGCUACCACUCUCCCAGCUCCCCCCUGACCUUCCAGUCCUCCCGGAACGUGAUGCUGGUAACCUUGGUAACUAACAACGAAAAUAACUACCCAGGACUCAGAGCGCACAUCUCUCAGAUCCCCCGGAACAGCAAAGAGCUGGCAUGUGGUGGCCAGCUAUCAGGAGAGACGGGGCUUUUCACAUCCCCAAACUACCCCAACUACUAUGCUCCCAACACCAAAUGUGAAUGGAAUAUACAGGUCCCUGCUGGUAAGUCAGUGAAGGUCAAGUUUAGUACCUUCCUGUUAUCAGAGCUGGGUCAGGAGAACGCGAAGGAUUGUAACAAGGACUAUGUAGAGAUCAACAACAAGAGGUAUUGUGGAGAACCUCCAACCAGUCCUGUUGUAACCAGUGACACUAACACCAUGAAGGUAGUCUUUUACUCCGACGCCUCGUAUGUAGACAGAGGAUUCAGCGCCAUGUACGAGACCUUCGAAUCCACGGACCCCUGUCCGAACAAGUUUCAGUGCAACAACCAGCGUUGUGUCAACACACAUCUGAAGUGUGACGGCUGGAACGACUGUGGAGAUAUGAGCGACGAGAUGAACUGCAAGUGUGAUUCCACUCAGAUCAGCUGUAAGAACGGCCUGUGUAAGCCCCAGUUCUGGGAGUGUGAUGGAGUGAACGACUGUGGAGAUGACACCGAUGAGCAGAACUGUGGUGCUUGUAAAGCGGGGGAGCUGACAUGUCAGAACGGAAAGUGUGUGUCGGAGAAGAAACGCUGUGACGACAAGGAUGAUUGUGGCGACGGGUCAGACGAGAGCGACUGUGGACGAAUUAUGAAUAAUGUGCAGUGUUCUGACUCCACCUAUAAGUGUGAGAACAACAAGUGUACCAACAAGGAGAACCCUGAGUGUGAUGGAACACCUGACUGUGAGGACAAAUCAGAUGAGGCCAACUGUGAUUGUGGGCGGAGCCUGUUUAAAACUAGCCGUAUCGUGGGUGGUCAGGACGCAGAAGAAGGGGAGUUCCCGUGGCAGGUCAGCCUCCACAUUAAGAACGCUGGUCACGUGUGUGGUGCUUCCAUCAUCAGCCAGCGCUGGCUGGUUACUGCUGCUCACUGUGUACAGGAUGACGCCAAGACCAGGUAUUCCCAGCCAGGUGUAUGGGAGGCGUACCUAGGCCUUCACGUCCAGAAGCAGAACAGUAAGAACGUUCAGAAGAGGAACCUGCGUCAGGUGAUCUCCCACCCGUACUACAAUGCCUAUACCUUCGACAACGACAUCGCUCUGAUGGAGCUAGACAGCCCUGUGACCUUCUCUGAUUACAUCAGACCCAUCUGUCUGCCCUCCCCACAACACACCUUCCCCCAGGGUAACUCUGUCUGGAUCACAGGUUGGGGCGCCACACGAGAAGGAGGCUCUGGUGCAUCCAUCCUGCAGAAAGCCCAGGUUCGUAUCAUCAACAGUACUGUGUGCAACCGCCUGAUGGGAGGACAGAUCACCUCCAGGAUGACGUGUGCUGGUGUGCUGACUGGAGGUGUGGACGCAUGUCAGGGGGAUUCUGGCGGGCCUCUGUCCAGUCCUGGUACUAGUCGUAUGUUCCUGGCUGGAGUGGUGAGUUGGGGUGACGGCUGUGCCCGUAGGGACAAGCCUGGGAUCUACAGCACCGUCACCAAGUUCAGGGGCUGGAUCAAGGAGAAGACCGGCGUGUAACAGGACACGGGGAAACGACUAGGAAUGAUGAGGACAACCGGUCGAUGAACACGCCAGUACUGUACAGAUUACUGGUUCGCCAGGACUCGCCCUCUAUACCCUCCUCCUCUCCCUUCCAUUAUCCAGGACUAUUUUACACACUUUGAUCUCAGGCCUCACAAUGCACUCCCUUUCAUAUCGAUGGACUAUGGACCGUUGGUUGGGUUUUCUCUGUUGAAAGGCACAUGCCUUAAUGUCUAAAUGUUUAUUAUAAUGACUGGUGUCUGAAUGUGUAUUUUUUUGUUAUGAGGAGGAAUAGGUGGUUUUGUGGGGAAAGUGUUUUUAAGAAUUGUAAAUAAUGUCAAAUUUUGUGCAUUUUGAUUUUUUUUUAGAUAUAUUAUUUUUGCCCAUUGCAAUCAGUCAUUUGGAGUGAAUAUACACAACAUUUUCUGGUACGUUUUGCAUAGGUAGGAUUUGGGACAUUUUUAAGGAGUAACUGUAGAAAAACUGUUACAUGCGCGUACACAAGGAGACGAUGUGUUCCGUUGCUUGUUUUGUCAUUGGAUUUGAACCGUUUCCCCAUAGGUUUGCUUUCUCUUACGUCCUCUUUUAGAACGGUCUCUUAAAUGUGAAUUCAGACUCUUUGACUUGUUGCCCUUGUACUCAUGAAGGUUGGGGGGGGUUGCAUUCCAAAUGGUGCCAUAUUCCCUUAUGAAGUGCACUACUUUUGACCAGGAUCCAUAAGGGCUCUGUUUUUUUAAAGGUGGUACACUAUGUAUGGAAUCGGGUGCCAUUUGGAACACAGGGCUCAAACAGACGGUAUGGACCUGGGGUCGCUAUCCACUAUGAUUUGGUUUUUGACACAAUAGUUUUUUUAGUUGAAAUACCAGGAAGUCCUGAUGCGACAUGAUGAUGAAUAAUUUUGAUUUUUUUUUAAAUGUGAUUUAUUCCUUGAUGUUCUGCUUCUUCUCUUUUCUCCCAACUUUAUUUUUCAUUUAAUUUGGGUCCGACGGCAACGCUUUCACAUCAGAAUAAAGCUUCGUCAGAGAUCGUCUGUUCGGUAUAAAUAACAUUGAUUUCACAACAUCUUGUUUGUUUUUUUUGAGGACAUUUACAAAUUAUCGAAUUUAACUUAGAAAUUAAAACAUUAUCCAGCAUUUAUCAAAUCAAACACUUACUGUAUUUUUUUUAUUAUAUAUAUAUAUAUAUAUAUAAGUGUUUAAAAUAAAUAUGAACAACCAA
Messenger RNA from Oncorhynchus gorbuscha (pink salmon), 4282 nucleotides. It is a transcript of the gene st14a, whose product is annotated as ST14 transmembrane serine protease matriptase a. The record is from RefSeq and is a predicted model, not a curated record. The transcript is spliced from 18 exons. The coding region runs from base 506 to 3061 and encodes 851 amino acids. Gene Ontology annotation, biological process: acrosome reaction; proteolysis. Gene Ontology annotation, cellular component: membrane. Lineage: Eukaryota; Metazoa; Chordata; Actinopteri; Salmoniformes; Salmonidae. Gene Ontology annotation, molecular function: serine-type endopeptidase activity; protein binding.